AUGUUCCGAAUCUUCAAUUACACCCAACCCCAUCCCUCAACCUCACCACCAUCUCACCAACACACCCCCAGCCCAAUCCCCUCCGUCCGCGUCGAAAUCCCCCCCUCAGAGCUCCUCCCCGGACUAACCCACAACGACCUCCCCCUCCUCGGCACCCGCCCCAGCUCCUCAAUGCUCGAAUACGACCAACUGCCCAUCCUCCGACACCUCGAAUGGCGCAUCGACGAGAACUCCAACGAACCACUCCGUCGACCACUGAAAGACGUCGUGUCUCUGACGGCCGCAUUCGCACAGACACGCGGAUGCGAGGCUCUCGAGCCGUGCAUCCAUUGCAGAGAGGGAAAGGGGGUCUGGAAGACAUGCGUGGUGGGGUUCGAUACCAGGGAGGGAAUGAGUGCGCAUGGUGCUUGUGCGGCGUGUCGGUUUAAUGUGCAGGCUGAGGAACCCGAGACUCCGAUUAGAGUUAAGGAUGAAGCUGGGCUCGCCACUCCGCCAUCAUCUGCUUCAAGGGGAUAUUCAGCGACAGCUACUGCUGCUGGUCGUAGUGGCAGUGGAGGUAGGGGUAGGGGAAGAGGGCGCAGAUUUGUUGUUCGUUCGAGACCGUAUAAUCUCAGACCGAGGGCUACUACUCCAACGCCUAGUGGUAGUGAUAUGGGGUAUACCAGUCGUGAUGAUGAAGAGCGCGAGUUAGGUCCAAUGAUCAAGUCUGAGAGCAGCGAGGUGUCCACCUACUCGUCUGGUACUUCUCGCCUUGAUGGAAGGAUUCUUCCUUUCCCGUUGGGUCCGGAGACGAUUGAUGAUCUGCCCUUUUUGAGACGCGCUGUUACGGAGAUGGAGAUGCAUCUGGGGACGUUGAGGAGGAGGGUGAGACAGUUGGAGGAUAGGGAGAGGAUGAGGGAUAGUAGUAUGAAUCCGUGGGAGUUGGUGUGA
Aspergillus piperis CBS 112811 is the source of this 930-nucleotide messenger RNA. Its product is annotated as DUF3716 domain-containing protein. The record is from RefSeq and is a predicted model, not a curated record. The transcript has 3 exons. The coding region runs from base 1 to 930 and encodes 309 amino acids. Lineage: Eukaryota; Fungi; Ascomycota; Eurotiomycetes; Eurotiales; Aspergillaceae.